UCUGCACGGACGGCCGAGCUGAGCGCGGCUUGCCUCGUCAUGUUUACGAAGCGCGGCGUGGAGAAAAGCGCCGCCGACCCCCUGGAAUGAUCCGAGACGCCUCCGCCUCCCCGCCGGAACCGGACUUGGACCUGUGCGUAAAAACGCGCGACGGCAACAGCCAGACAUCCGCGCUGAUUUGAGCGGAGGAUCGCCUCCUUUUUAUCCUUUUUCCUCGUGCACGACGCUCCCCCAUCACAGACGGAGGGAAUCCAUCUCAUUUUGAAAAUAAGUAAACAAACAAAGCAAACAACAGCUGAACAGCUCCUGUUGGAAUUCUAGAGGAGCAGGGACGUAAAGAAGACCAUGGAGGCCCUGCUGCCUGUGCUGAAGAGCCACCCUGGCCCGGUGGUGCUGCUCUGCUCUCUGCUGUUCAGGGUGGCCCACCGGCUGCUGCAGAGGCUGCCCGUCCCCACGGUGGUCCGGCAGGACGCCUUCCGCUCCUGGAAGUGGAAGAACCUGUCCGUGUCCAUGGUGCACUCGGUGCUGACCGGGACCUGGGCUCUGACCUGUGUGGUGAUCUGGCCCGAGACGCUCAAUAACAUCUACAAUUUUCACACCCCUCUGUCCUACCUGCUCAUCUGCGUCUCCACAGGUUAUUUUGUGCAUGAUGCAGGCGAUAUCGUUCUGACGGGACACGGCAGAGGAUCAUGGGAGUUCCUACUCCAUCACGUCUUGGUGAUCUGGUGUUUCCUGUACACCCUGUACACCCAACUCUACAUUGCCGGUGCUUUGAUCGCCCUCUUUGUGGAGGUCAACAGCGUCACCCUGCACUUGAGGCUGAUGCUGAAGCUGGCCAACGCUCAAUCCUCCCCCAUUUACCACAUCAACAAGAUCAUCAACCUCGUCACCUACGUCCUCUUUCGCCUUGGCACCCAGUUCUACCUCACCUGGUACAUCGUCCACAACUACUCCUGGCUGGACCACGGCGGGUACUUCCUCGGCACCAUGAUAAUGAUGAACAUCAUGAUGGUGAUUUACUUCUACCGUUUGCUCCGCACUGACUUCUUUCCCCGAAGCAAGAGGUACGCGGGACAGAACGGCACGCACAACAACAACUCCAAGAAGUUUCUCAACGACUGACCGGGGGGAGCGGUUUGCAGGACUGCACCACGUAUUUCAUUUAAGACGGAAAGUUUACAGAUUUUGUUGUGUUUUUAUGCUCUUGACAACAGAUUCACUGCCAAAGAAGAAGCUCCCCAAAACACGUAGCCUUUUUCGGGUGCUGCUUUUACACAGAAAUUUUAAAGUAGGAAAUUUUAACUAAAUUUAACACGUGUUUAAGUGAAAAUUGACAAAUCCUUGAAAUUGUACAUGUUUUGGCGUAAUGGACAAUGUUUUAUUCGUUGAAAUACCAAGAAGGUUUCUUAGGUGUUUUGUAAAAAUGUGACCAGCAUUUCUCUUGAUUGCUUUCCGACUGAAGGUUAAAGUUGAAGUUUUGACUCAAGCUUUAGGCCUUGGGACCAAUUUUUCUGACUAGGUCAUAUGAAGCAUAAAGUAAUUACAUAAUAAAAAAAAUAUACAGUCGACUAAGUAGCAAUAACACUGAGUGAGAUUUAAAAUUAACUUCUGUAUCAAACUGUGAAUAAGCACUGUGUGCUAAUGAUUAUUAUGCAUGCAGAAGAAGUAGGGGAAGCUUGGCUUUAUGGAAUGGGAUUCUUAAAUUGACAUACAUAACAUUAAUGGAAAGAUAAUAACAAGCAGUGUGAUGUAAAUAGGUUUGGUCUGUUUUGUUUUCAAUGAGCAGUGACUCUUUUUUAAAAAGUGAUCCACUGGCGGCUAUGUAGAGAUGACAAAACCCAACUUUAAUGUUAUUGGUCGUUUGAUAAUGUAAUGCUUGUAAAAUGCAUUUGUUAGCCUUACUUCACAAUGAAAAGAAUGAUGACCGUCCCGUGUCUGUAAGCUAAAUAUAAAGAAUAUGCCACAGAUCUUUCCUUUGUACUAAUACUAAGGAUGAAACUAGUUGGGAUGUCAGCAAUAGGAUAAGAAUACAAACAACUUGGACCACCUAGUUUUCAAUGGAAACGUACCAACAAGAGAAAACAAAUGAAUAGAAAUAAAUUAUGUUGACCUGAGUGACCAUUGUAGCCUAUCACAGUGAAUAAAACGCAGAAGCUAGCGAAUCCCAGAUGAGAUUACAGAAUUAUUGGUUGUGGAUUAGAAAAAUAACUUUUAAAAAAAAAUCCAGUUAUUGAUUUUAUAAUAAUCUUAUGUCAAUUUAAAGAAAAGUGUUGCAUUUUUGACACUAUUAAUAUAUAUAAAAUAUAUGUACUUACAGCUUUCUAAACGCUAAAGCUACAGGUAGCUAGCUUCUCUUUUAUUUUUUAAUAUGACACUAAUUGGUGAAAUGUAGUUAACUAGAUAACUGGUAAACAGUUUAAAGCAGUUUAAAGAAGAUGAUCAACUUUUGUUUGCUUUUCAAAAAGCAUUUUUUUCUUAUUCCUGUCUAAAUGCUACAAGUUAGCUUCCUAUUUAGCUUACAAACAUGAGAAUGGUACUGAUCACUUCAUUAAAAUCUCUCGGAAUCAAUAUUUUAUUAUAACUAAAGCAAAAAAAAAAGGAAAGUAAAAGACAUUUAAGUGCAGUUACAAUUAACCUUGUUAGGUGCUAGAUGGAUUUCCUUAUUUAUUGUGAUGUUGCUAAUGUUUUGAGUCAGGUUGAUCGUUGCUUGCUACUUUAAAUGGGCACUGGACACAAGAGAGGUACUGAAAUUAUUUAUAACUAUAUUAUUUGCUGCCGGAAUGCUAUCUUGUGGUGAUGUUACACUUGUCUAUUGCGGUGUAUGUUAAGAAUAUUUCAGUGUGUAUUUGAAAUGGGUAAUCGCUUUUUGUCUGCUGCUUUUUGUACGGCACACUCACUAUACUGUAUGUUGCAAUAUAUUUUGCAUCUGCAUGGGGAAAAAAGCGUGUUUCUUUUAUAGGGGUUUUUGACUAAUGUUGUUGACACUUGGAAUUUUCUGAAUUUGCAUUUUAAUAUUGUAUAAUUUUGUGGACCAAUCCUUCUGUCUCUAUGAGGCCAUGUCUCCAGGUAUGGCUGAAGAGAUGCUGGACCGGACAGAGUUGUUCAUGACCAAUUGAACUGCUAACAUGCCAUGAUGCAGGAUCAUUUUUGGUCCUUCUUUAACUCUUUGAUCAAAUCUGUUUCUAACUGACUCCAGUGGAGCUGAAACCGGACCUUUCUGCCAUUUGUUCUCGAGGAACCCUGAAAAAAAGAUCUUUCAUACCGAGCAGGCAGCAGCACAAUCGUUUGGUUUGGUUAAUAGCGACACUUUGGAGAUGAUCAACUUUUAAAGAUUGAACCUGGUCGACGUAUAUCUCCUCUUAUUUCCUCAGAAAUAUAAACACUAUGUAAAUAUUUGUCCUCAAGUGCAUAUUUUUUCUUCAUUUUUAUAGAUGUAUGUGUUUGUUGGCUCUAAGUGGAAUUGAUCAUUCCAUAAGUUGUAACUGCUGAUGACAGUAAAAUUUUACUGACAAGUUUAUUCCUCAGACACAACAUUAGAUGCCCUCUGGUCUUCCUCAUGGAGAGAAACGUGGACAAGUUUGGAUCCUGAGACAUCAGCAGUAUAAACUUUGAUUUACUUCCAAAAAGGCAUGAGGACGUUGCAAGAACUAAAUCAUCAGGGUGUAACAAAACAACCCCCAUAUAACACUCUUUAACAAUAGUCAGAAUGUUGUGGCUGAUCGAUGUAAACUUCAUUUUAUAUUUCAACCAACGGCAAGAAAAAAAAGGCGUAAAUGGAGCUGAUGUGCGUCUGACCUUUGCUGUUGUGCCUUUCGCCCAAGUGCCUUUUGAACAUAAGCAGAGACUACAAUAACUCGAAGUUUCCCACACAGUGAAGGGAAGGGGUUGCAACAGUUAUUUCGAUUGAUCAUGAGCACAAUAAUGUAAAUGACUCUCGUAUUAAAAGUGUCUUUCGAACCACUGAGUGAAUAAAAAAGUGUUUAGAAUUA
Molecule: messenger RNA, 3989 nt
Organism: Poeciliopsis prolifica (blackstripe livebearer)
Lineage: Eukaryota; Metazoa; Chordata; Actinopteri; Cyprinodontiformes; Poeciliidae
Gene: tlcd1
Product: TLC domain containing 1
Exons: 4
Coding region: 346-1122 (258 amino acids)
Biological process (GO): membrane assembly; phospholipid homeostasis; plasma membrane organization
Cellular component (GO): plasma membrane
Source: RefSeq, a predicted model, not a curated record